Molecule: messenger RNA, 852 nt
Organism: Fragaria vesca subsp. vesca
Lineage: Eukaryota; Viridiplantae; Streptophyta; Magnoliopsida; Rosales; Rosaceae
Product: histidine-containing phosphotransfer protein 1-like
Exons: 6
Coding region: 372-836 (154 amino acids)
Biological process (GO): phosphorylation; phosphorelay signal transduction system; cytokinin-activated signaling pathway
Cellular component (GO): nucleus; cytoplasm
Molecular function (GO): histidine phosphotransfer kinase activity; protein histidine kinase binding
Source: RefSeq, a predicted model, not a curated record
AAACAGUAAAGAAAGGGAAUUGCGCAUACCAAAUUGUCAAUGGUGGGGUUUAUGAUUCUCUGUGAAUAGAAAAUACUACAAACCAGAGCACAUAUCCGGAGAGAGAAAGAGGAAGGGGGGGUCAGGUUCAGGGUCAGAGGCUACAACUAGUACUAGACAGUGUAGACAAUACCCAAAAGCAGAGCUUGGAUUUUGUUUCUUUCUCACUCUCGUUGAAUUUAUCAAAAUCCUUUUCACGGUUUCGCAGCAUUUAUACUCAUUGAUUUAUUGUUUGGUGCAAUAAUUCCUCCUCAAGAUCUGUAAUUUCUCCAAGGCACAAGCUUUUUCCUGCUCCUGGGUCUGUCUGUGUAGGGAGGAACACAACCAAAAACAUGGAGGUGGGUCAGAUGCAGAGACAGUGGGUUGACUACACUAAGUCCUUGUUUCUGGAGGGGCUUUUGGAUGGGCAGUUUUUGCAGCUUCAACAGCUUCAAGAUGACAGCAACCCAGAUUUUGUUGUGGAAGUUGUAUCUCUUUUCUUUGAUGAUUCUGAGAAGCUUCUCAAUGAGAUCACCAGAGCUCUAGAGCAGCCAGGUGUAGACUUCAAGAAAAUUGGUGCCCAUGUUCACCAGUUCAAGGGUAGCAGCUCCAGUGUUGGUGCACAAAGAGUUAAAAAUGGCUGCAUUGCUUUCCGCAACUUGUGCGAAGAACAGAACAUUGAAGGGUGCAUCAGAUGUCUUCAACAAUUAAAGCAAGAGUACCACCUUGUGAAGAACAAGCUUGAAACUCUCUUUGCAAUGGAGCAACAAAUUGUGGCAGCUGGUGGGUCAAUUCCUAUGUUGGAAUUAAAUUUCUAAGGCUACAAUUUGUGAA